AUGCCCAAGUGUUUCAUUAACUCCGUGCGGCCUUGGAAGGCUAGUUUCAUACAUGAAUUCGGUAAUAAUUCGCAAGAAACAAUUCGUAUAACAAAACCGUUUAAUAUAAAACGUCAAAAGAAUCUUCUCAAGAAUAACGAAACUGUAUACCACGACAAAGUGCCCAUAUCUACUCGUUUCUAUCUACAAUUAUUAAAAAAAAGUCAAUUUCUUAAAAAUUUUACUGAAACUGAAAUCUACGAAUAUGCUUCUGAAAGCGAAAAGCCAAUAAAUUCUCCAGAACCGCCGAAAAAUAAAAGUCAUAUUAAAAAAGAUGUGGAGAAGACAACUUACAACUUACGUUCCAGUGAAGGUAAAACGAAACGCAAAGUAUACGAAAAACCUCGUACUCGGAGAAAUAAAGUACAAGAGAAAGCUGAAAACGAUGACUUAAAGGUUCUGGAAAAAAAACGGAAAAACCGAAAAGAGCCUUUGGCGCCAAUAAUUGAGGAAAUAAAAAGCCGAGAACCGUUAAAAACGGUAAAAGGAAUAGAAAUAGAUAAAAUAGCAGAGAAAUUAAAAAGUUUGGUGAAGAAUAAUACUGACGAUGCUAAGGAUUUACUAAAUUGUAAGGAAACUUUUGACAAGGAAAAUAUUGAAGGCGAUGAUGAACCUAUAUAUGAAGUAAAGAAAGAAGGCUCUUGGCACGCGUGCUCCUACUGUGGCAAGCGAUUCGACCGUCCAUGGGUGCUCAAAGGGCAUCUCCGCUUGCACACUGGAGAACGACCCUUUGCGUGUCCACAUUCACAUUGCACUAGGACUUUUGCCGACCGAUCGAACCUACGCGCUCACCAACGCACCCGUGGCCAUCAUUCGUGGCAAUGGCGAUGCGCUGAGUGUGGCAAGGCCUUUAGCCAACGAAGAUAUUUGGAAAGACACCGCACGGAUGCAUGUCGUAAAUAUAAAAUGCACACUCGCAAUGCAACUAAGACGGAGCCGCAAAACCUUAGUCAAGAUUCCGACAUCAAUCCAAUUAAUAACGCACACACUCAACAUAUUAUUCCUUUAUUCGGUACAGUCACCCCUAAAGUCUUAAUAGAGAGACCAGAAUCAAAACCUAUAGACCCCAAGCCUGUUGAAAUUACUACAGACGACAGGGUUCUAAGUUUAAAAUCAGAAUAUAAGACUAUCAGCCUUCAAGGGCUGUUGACAGAAAAAUGUAUGGACGGCUUUGAGGAGCCCAUAGAUUUAUCUAUAGGAAAAAGAACAGAGAUUAAGUAA
Messenger RNA from Hyposmocoma kahamanoa, 1260 nucleotides. Its product is annotated as zinc finger protein 729-like. Gene Ontology annotation, molecular function: RNA polymerase II cis-regulatory region sequence-specific DNA binding; DNA-binding transcription factor activity, RNA polymerase II-specific. Gene Ontology annotation, biological process: regulation of transcription by RNA polymerase II. The transcript is spliced from 5 exons. The coding region runs from base 1 to 1260 and encodes 419 amino acids. The record is from RefSeq and is a predicted model, not a curated record. Gene Ontology annotation, cellular component: nucleus. NCBI's taxonomy places the organism in Eukaryota, Metazoa, Arthropoda, Insecta, Lepidoptera, Cosmopterigidae.